AUGGAGGCGGAAGAGGGGCUCGAUCUGAGCCUGUCGCUGCGCCAGUACUCGCCGCCGAGGGUUCAGCCGGUGUUCGCCUGCGGCUACUGCCCCGCCAAGUUCAGGAGCCCGCAGGCACUCGGCGGCCACCAGAAGGCGCACAAGCUGCAGCGCGACCUGCACAGGCGGGCCAUGGCGCUCUCGUCAGCGGCGGCGGGAUUGCUUGGUAAGGCCGCCGUCGAUGACUGGAGAGCUCCGCUGCGCCCCGGCGCCCACGCGUGUGGAGCAGGAGGGAGGAUCCACCCUCGUCGACAUCGCCAGCAGGGCACGGGUAAUGGUGCGGGAGGAGCCUCGUUCGGGACAAGAAGAGGCAACGGAGAGCUUGCGGACGAGGCGAUUGACCUGUCCCUGAAGCUUUGA
This is a messenger RNA of Aegilops tauschii subsp. strangulata, 399 nucleotides long. NCBI's taxonomy places the organism in Eukaryota, Viridiplantae, Streptophyta, Magnoliopsida, Poales, Poaceae. The record is from RefSeq and is a predicted model, not a curated record.